Molecule: messenger RNA, 4820 nt
Organism: Pundamilia nyererei
Lineage: Eukaryota; Metazoa; Chordata; Actinopteri; Cichliformes; Cichlidae
Product: matrin-3
Exons: 22
Coding region: 700-4044 (1114 amino acids)
Cellular component (GO): nucleus
Molecular function (GO): zinc ion binding; RNA binding
Source: RefSeq, a predicted model, not a curated record
GUUAGCUAUGCCAGUGUUGGCAGGUAGGAGGACAUGUAUGUUAGCAAAGUUAGCUGCGCAGCUUAUCUGAGUCGUUUUUGGUUUCAUUUUUCUCAUUAAUGACAGCGUACUUAAUCUUUUAGUUAACAUGUCAGGUUAAACAACGUAGACAUCAUAGCGCUGUUAGCUCGACCCGUAAAGCGUGUUUGGUACACCUUUCCUUCUCCUCUCACUGUACCUGCACAGAUGUUACUCCUGGUCUGUGUCAGGCUGUGAUUCACUCAGAGGCUCGUUGUAAUCUCGCCUCUUGUCGAUGUUUUCGUGGACUCAAAGUUUCUCUUCCUCAGUGAGGAGGUCUCCAUCACUCUGUUUGCAUCAGAUCAUGUUCCUCCUGCUGGGCUGAGGUGAAUCUUUCUCUCUCUCCUCCUUUAACCGCCUCCUAUGUUCCCUUUGCAGUAAAGAUCAGAGUCGUGCUCCUCCGUCUGUUGCUCAGGGCCUCCACUGGCUCCUGUUUUCUUAGGAGAGGCUUUGUUUGAAGCUUUUUCUACCUCAUUGUGUCUCAGCAGAAAUAAGACUUGCCACCACAGAAGAAAAGGAGCUCCUGCUCUCUUUGACCACAUUAAGUUCCUGUCAUCUUUGAAGACCUUUCCAGCGCCUGUUUCCUUCUUUAUCUUGGCUCUCUGUGCUGAAUCCAGAGAGCGGGACAGACUUUUUGAUAUCAUGUCUCAGAAGACGCAGGCUGACGGUGCUCAGAAACACUUCGCUGUGGGUCGGGGGCUCCUGGCCGCUGCAGAAACCUUGAACUUCAACAUGAACGAGCAGCGUCCCAACAGACCAAUGGGUGUGGGNGUGGGCAUGGGUAUGGGCAUGGAGGGCCAGGACGGCAGCGGGCAGAUGCCCCGACGUGGCAGCGGCGGUGGCGGCAGCACCAGCAAUCUUGGCAGCACCAUGAAGCUGUUUGCCAGUUUGGGGCUGUCGCCCUCUGACCUGGACGCUCUGGCUGAAAUCCCUGAGGAGGAGAUCAGUGUGGAGACACUGCCACACAUCCUCAGACAGCUGAAGAGUCGCAAGGGGGAAGCAGGAGAGCGGCGGGCGGCCAUGUCCUCUGAUGCUGCGUAUCGAGGAGGAAGCUGGGAAGAGGGGCACGUGGGGAGGAUGGGCGGUUCUUCUCUGGGACAAGGUUCAGCCAAGUCCUCCACAGACUUUGGGUACAGCUCCCUGCAGGACGUCUCCUCCGGCCGGGGCUACGGCUUAAAUUACAGCGGUGGAGGUGGGAGCAGAGAGAGGCCAUACUCUGAGCUUUCCCACCGCAGUGGGCUCGGCAUGGGCCCGUCUGAGCCCGUCUUUAUGCAGAGGAGGAUGGGCUCCCCGUCAAACGGAAAAGUCCAAGACUUCUUGGGAGUCAUGCCCCCCAUGUUCCCCCACGUGUGCUCUCUUUGUGACUUUGACGUUCAUUCCACCAUGGAGUGGAAUCAACACAUUAAUGGACUCCGCCAUGCUGAAAACAGACGGCAGCUUCUUGACAUGUAUCCUGAGUGGGAUCCCGGUAUGGGCUCAGGCAGAGGUGGAGGUCUCUCAGAGACCCCCAACCUGUCUGCAGGGCUGCUGGGUCCCGCCCCCAUGUCUUCAGGACCAAUGGGAGGGAUGUCCUCGAGCUGGGGUGGAGGUGGAGGUCCUGGACAGCUGGGUCUGAAUAAGCUGAGGAGCAGGGUGGUGGUGGUGAAAUACGACAGGAAGCCUCUCAGCAACAAGACCCUGUUCGCCUUCGCUGAGCGCUUCGGCUGCCUGAGGGAGCACCUCAUCCUCAAGAACAAGGCUUUUCUGGAGAUGAGCACUCAUGAAGAAGCUCUGGAUGUGGUGAACUACUACAAACAGCACCCGGCAUCUCUGUACGGCAAAUCCAUCUCCUUCUACCUGUCCCAGACCCUCAUGUUCAUCGAGAAAGACGAGCGAUCGAUGGACCGACCGAUGGAUCGACUGAUGGACAGACCUGUGAGGGAGGUCAAAGGUCAAGCCAGCAAGGUAGUUUUUUUCUCCAACCUGCCCCGCGAGGAUGAGAAGAAGAAGGAGCUGCUGACCAUUGCUGAGCGCUUUGGUGUUGUGGAGAAACACCUCUUCUUAACAGACCAGGCAUUUAUCCAGCUGGGAACUGCAGAGGAUGCAGAGAUGCUGGUGAAGUAUUACACUGUGAACCCCCUCACCAUCCGAGGAAGACGGAUCCGCCUCAAUGUCUGCACCAAGUACAAAACCCUCAAUGUGAACGCAAGGAAGGGCGGAGGAGACGCUUCGAACAGGAAGAGUGGCAAAGCCAACUCCACCUCCUCCGGCACUGGAACCAGGACCUCCUCCAAAACCACCUUAUCCAAAUCAUCCACCUCCAGGUCCAAAGAAGACAAGAAGAGGGAGGAGAAGGAGGAGGAGAAGAAGGAGGAGGAAGAGAAAGAGGAGAAGAAAGUGAAGGCAGAGCCAGAGGAGGAGGAGGAGGAGGAGGAGAAGGAAGUCUCAGGUGUGAUGGAAGGAGGGGAGGAUGGGGAGGGGGAGGAGCAGGCAGCAACUGAUGGAGAGGGGGAGGAGUCAGAGGGAGCAGAGUCUGUGAAUUUGACGGUAGAGGAGUCUGAGGAUGCUCGACAGGAGGAGGAGGAGGAGGAGGAGAAGAAAGAGGAGGAGGAGAAGGUUACUGAUGAUGUCACUGAUGACACACCUGGAGACACGAGUGAGGUCAAGCAGGAGGCGGAGUCAGAGCCACAAACGGAAGCGGCAGAAACAGAAACUUCGGCCGAGGAGCACGAGAGCAAAGAGGAGGCGAACAUGGAGGCGGCAGAGAGCUCAGAGGCGCCGGAGGCAGCGGAGGGAGAUCUACCCGAAGAAGAGCAGGACUUCCCAGAGAACAUGGAGGACUUUGUGACGCUGGACGAGCUGGAGGAAGACAACGACGAAGCCCAUGGAGAGUCGGACAAUAUCGACAACACGAGGCGAGGGGGUAUGAGGGUGGUGAACAUCGUCGGCUUCAGGCGAGGGUACCAGUACCUCAACGAGCUGCUGAAACUUGCCCAGCCUUUCGGAAAGGUGGUCAAACACCUGGUGCUGGACCUGAGACCCGAGGCAUUCCUUCAGUUCGCCACAGAAGAAGAAGCACGGGCGAUGGCCAACUUCUACAACGGGAACAUCACGGCGUCGGUGUGCGGGCGGCCGGUGAGGAUCAGUCACUCCAUGAGCUACCCCACCAUCCAGUCCGGUUCCAGCAAGGUGGUGUACAUCGGUCAGCUCCCCAACAGCAAAUACACAGACGAGGAAAUCCUGAAGUUCGCCGAGCCAUUUGGCAAGGUCAAAAAGUACUUCCUGAACAGGAUCCGGAGAGAGUGUUUCCUCGAGAUGUACAAUGCCGAGGAUGCCGAGAAGAUGGCUGCCGAUUAUAAAGCGAAGUCGCCAAAGUUAAACGGGAAGCGCCUGACCAUCUACGUGAGCAGGAAGUACAAGCAACUGAAACACGGCCAUCGAACGCCGAACACCGUGAAGAGAGCGAGUGACGACUCGCCACAAAAGUUCUCGAAAGAUGCCGAGGAACCACCGGCCAAGAAACCUAAAGAGGAGGCCCAACCAGAGGUGGAGGAGGAGAAAAAGGAGGAUGUGGAGGAGAAGCAGCAGGAGGAGGAAAUGGAGACCCCUGAUGUGAGCGAAGAGACAGCGGUGGAAGAAAAGUCGGCCGCGGAGAAAGUUCCUGAAGUUUCUGCUGAGAGGAGCAGCGAGGACGAGAAACAGGAGGAGCUGGUGGAGCAGAUGGAGACAUCGACCAAUCAGAGCGGGGAGACCGAGGCUGCUCCUCCUGCUGAGAACAAACCCAGUGUGGCGUCUAUGCCGCUUCCACCAUACGACCCCAACACGCCCAUUGGUGUCGAACAUGUGAAAGCAGGUUUUUACUGCCGCAUCUGUUUCCUGUUUUACUCCAACGAAGACACAGCGAAGAAGACGCACUGCAGCAGCCAGGCGCACUACGACAAGCUCCAGAAAUACCUGGAGAAGGAGCAAAGCAAAGCGGAGAAGAAGGUGAAGACGACAACGCCGUGAGAACAUCUGAAACUGAGGAAGAAGUGUGGAUGGACUUUUUUAAAAAUCUUUGUUUCUAUAGCAACGUUUGAAGCACACAUCGGAGCGACUUUCUGCUGCCGCUCUGUGGCAUUGAACCCCGAAGGACUCGCUGUUUGUAGCCACGCCUCCUUUUUUUUUGCUUCAUUUCUGCAGGUAUUGAUUAGCUCUUUUAUUAGUUCUUCUUUUGUCUAAAUGGUCAGGAAAAGGAAUACUGUGUUUAAGAUCCCAAUUUUAAAACUAAACAAAAAACUGAUACCGUACAGGUGUUUACACAGCUGUCACUUUCUUUAUUCAUCUAAAAACAUCGGAUCAACAGAAUCAUCAGGCAACCCCAACUCCCCCUCUGCUCAGAUCUUUCCCAUGAUUAAGCUACAGCGUCCUGAAGAUGGACUCUCCUUACACAUGUCACCUGAGUUCACGCAGGUCACAUAAAAAUGUGAUUUUACUCCAGAUUACCUCCAUGAUCUUAAAAUAAUCUGGUUAUUUUCAAAAUAAAAGACCCAGUGUUUUGUGCUGUCACCAUUGGUCUCGUGCCAUUUAGUCACAGCUCGAUUUUCAUCUCUUUACCGCAGUCUCACCGCUACAUCAGUGUUACGUUUGUAAACAAUGAAGCGACAGAUCAAUGGCUGUGAUCGUGAACUAGUCUUUGAACAAAUCUAUGACGGCGUCACGACUUCCUGGGUUGACAUGUUGAACUGUAAGUCUCACUUUUGAGUUUUCUGUUGAUGUUUUAGAAAAAUAAAAUAAUAAAACCA